Aquila chrysaetos chrysaetos is the source of this 7490-nucleotide messenger RNA. RefSeq names its product ERCC excision repair 4, endonuclease catalytic subunit (gene ERCC4). The record is from RefSeq and is a predicted model, not a curated record. The transcript is spliced from 11 exons. Gene Ontology annotation, molecular function: single-stranded DNA binding; single-stranded DNA endonuclease activity; damaged DNA binding. Bases 54 to 2765 code for a protein of 903 amino acids. Gene Ontology annotation, biological process: nucleotide-excision repair involved in interstrand cross-link repair; double-strand break repair via homologous recombination; resolution of meiotic recombination intermediates. NCBI's taxonomy places the organism in Eukaryota, Metazoa, Chordata, Aves, Accipitriformes, Accipitridae. Gene Ontology annotation, cellular component: nucleotide-excision repair factor 1 complex.
GCGCGGCGGCUGGCACGCAUGCGCAGCUCCACCGGCGGCGGCGGCCGGCGGCCAUGGCGGUGCUUCUGGAGCACGAGAGCCAGAUCUUCCUGGACCUCUUCCACCAGGACGGGCUGGUGGUCUGCGCCCGCGGGCUCGGCAUCGACCGCUUGCUGCUGCGCUUCCUCCGCCUCUACUGCGAGCCUGCCAGCCUGGUGCUGGUGCUGAACACCAGCCCCGCCGAGGAGGAGUAUUUUAUUGAUCAGCUGAGGUCAGAUGGAGUUGUUCAUCUUCCUCGGCGUGUUACCAAUGAAAUUACAAAUAAUACUCGAUAUGAAUUUUACACACAAGGAGGAGUCAUCUUUGCAACAAGUCGAAUCCUUGUGGUAGAUUUCCUUACUGACAGAAUUCCCGCAAACCUCAUUACCGGCAUUUUGGUGUACAAAGCGCACAGAAUCAUUGAGUCUUGUCAGGAAGCAUUUAUCUUGCGACUUUAUCGCCAGAAAAACAAGCAAGGCUUCAUUAAAGCUUUUACAGAUAAUGCGAUUGCAUUUAACACUGGUUUUUGCCACGUGGAAAGAGUGAUGAGAAAUCUUUUCGUCAGGAAGCUUUAUCUGUGGCCAAGAUUUCAUAUAGCAGUGAACUCAUUUUUAGAGAAGCAUAAACCUGAAGUGGUGGAAAUACAUGUGUCAAUGACCCCCGCUAUGCGUGCUAUCCAGACUUCAGUCCUGGACAUUUUGAACGCAUGUCUGAGAGAACUCAAACGUUAUAAUCCAGCUCUUGAAGUAGAAGAUCUAUCUUUAGAAAAUGCUAUUGGUAAACCUUUUGACAAGACAAUACGUCACUAUUUAGAUCCUCUCUGGCAUCAGCUUGGAGCCAAGACAAAAUCUUUGGUCCAGGAUUUGAAGAUACUACGUACUUUGCUACUGUAUCUAACUCAGUAUGAUUGUGUCACUUUCCUUAAUCUUCUAGAGUCACUGAAAGCAAGUGAAAAAGCUUUUGGUGAGAAUUCAGGUUGGCUGUUUCUUGACGCCAGUACUUCCAUGUUUGUAAAUGCUCGAGCUAGAGUUUAUCGCAUUGCAGAUGAGAAACUGAAUCAGAAAGGCAAAGUCUCUGAGAAAAGUGAUGUAAAGAAGGAAAAUGAACUGAAAAGGGAAUUGGUUCUAGAAAGUAACCCAAAAUGGGAAGCUUUGAGAGAAGUACUAAGAGAGAUUGAAAAUGAGAAUAAGAACAGUGAAGACCUUGGUGGUCCAGGGCAAGUGCUUAUUUGUGCCAGUGAUGACCGAGCUUGUGCGCAGCUCAGGGAGUAUAUUAUUGCUGGAGCAGAAGCUUUUUUAACAAGACUGUAUAACAAAACCUUCGGAAAGGAUGAGAAAGCUGAAGAAGUGUGGAUUAAGGACAGAAAAGCUGUCAAGUCCAAAGGAAAUGCCAGACCAGACACAGGGCCUCAAGCCAAAAAAGCCAAACUCACAGCUUCUUCAAAACAAAAUAAACACAAGAAGCAGCAAGACCGGACUAUAAUCGAAAUGAUAGGGAAAACUGAGGAGGAAAAGGGAGAGCAGUUAGAGGUAGAAGACAACAAAGAAUUAAGUAGUAGCCAAGAAAGCAUUAUCGAAGAGACCAUUCCUGAAGAUUUCCAUGUCAGCUUACCCUCAGAUUGUUACUACGGUAUUUUCAAGAACCCGCUCACAAUUAUUCAUCCGUUGCAGGGUUGCAGUGAUCCCUAUGCACUCACUCGGGUACUGCAUGAAGUAGAACCAAGAUACGUUGUAUUAUAUGAUGCAGAACUAACUUUUGUUCGGCAGCUGGAAAUCUACAAGGCAAGCAGGCCUGGGAAGCCUUUGAGAGUUUAUUUUCUUAUAUAUGGAGGCUCAACAGAAGAACAGCGCUAUCUCACAGCUCUGAGAAAAGAAAAGGAGGCCUUUGAAAAACUCAUUCGAGAGAAGGCCAGCAUGGUUAUUCCUGAAGAAAGAGAAGGAAGAGAUGAAACAAACUUAGACCUAGUAAGAGAUGCUAAACCUGCCUCUGCUUCCACUGACACACGCAAAGCAGGUGGACAGGAACAGAAGAGUGUUCAGCAAACUGUAAUAGUGGAUAUGCGGGAAUUUCGUAGUGAGCUUCCAUCGCUGAUUCAUCGUCGUGGGAUUGACAUUGAGCCUGUUACUUUGGAAGUUGGAGAUUAUAUUUUAACUCCUGAUAUCUGUGUAGAGCGGAAAAGUAUCAGUGAUCUGAUUGGUUCCUUAAAUAAUGGAAGACUGUAUACACAAUGCAUUUCUAUGUCCCGUUACUAUAAGCGACCAAUUCUCCUGAUUGAAUUUGAUCCUAACAAAUCUUUCUCCUUGAUUCCACGAGGCUCUCUACAUCAGGAAAUUUCCAGUAAUGAUGUUACUUCUAAACUAACCCUUCUUACACUUCAUUUCCCAAAGUUACGUAUCCUGUGGUGUCCCUCUCCCCAUGCUACUGCUGAACUGUUUGAAGAGUUAAAACAAAACCAUCCCCAACCUGAUGCAGAAACAGCAAUGGCUGUCACAGCAGAUUCUGAAAUUCUUCCUGAGUCAGACAAGUAUAACCCUGGUCCUCAGGACUUUCUAUUAAAAAUGCCAGGUAUUAAUGCAAAAAACUGCCGUGCCUUAAUGAACCACGUUAAAAGCAUUGCAGAGCUAGUGACACUGUCAAAAGACGAACUCUCCAAAAUUUUGGGUAAUGCUGCCAAUGCCACGCAACUCUUUGACUUUAUUCACCUGACCUACAGAGACGCAAUAUCUAAAGGAAAAAGCAAAAGAUGACUAAUGAGAUUGUUCAACAUAGGGCAUAGAUAAGCUUUUUUUGCACAGUACUUUGGCAAAGUACGUGAAAUAUUUUAAUAAAUGCCUUCUAAGAUAACCAGCUGUUUCUUGCUAAUGCUGUUCCAUCAGUUUUAACAUUUGAGUUAGUUAUUAUUGAAGGCAAGUUUCAAUAGGAGUAAGAAAUGCAAAUUAUUUUUAUUCUUCCUAUAGCACUUUAAUCAAUUCUAUAAUAUCACUGAAUGAACUAAAUUAAAUUCUUCACCAAGUCCAUAAGAAUUAAGUGCUAAGACUAAUUGAUAAAGGUGUUUUCUUUUGAAAGUUAUGAUGUCUUGCUAAAGCUAAAAAUGUACUGUGUUUUGAUUAGUAUGUGCGACCUGCUGCAUGAGAUAUCACUUUGCUUUUGCCAUUUUUUUUAAUGUAUUGCUCUCUGGAAACUGCCAAUUUUUGAUUGACAGUGAUGGAGCUGUUUGAAACACAUUGUGGUCUUUUGUCAGGAUUUUGUUUAGGAGAACAUACUUGGACUCAAUCGUGAAUUUCAGAACGUCAUCACAAGCCUUUGUCACAGUAAACUAUAAUUGUGUGAUACGUUCUACAUUAUAUUUGCUUACUUUACUAGAAGUUAUACUUUCUUUUUUGACAUUCCAAAGUCAGUACAGCUCUGUCUUGCUAGAUUUUGCGAAGUGCAUUCCUUUGGUCUAGACUGGAUAGAGAUUCUGUGGUGGCACAAUACAACUUAAUUCUCAGCGUGCCUUACUUAUGCUUUUAAGAUGCUUUAAUUUUUUAAUCCGUUUUGAUAGCUCUUUCACCUCAUUCACUUGAAAGUGAAAAAUCUAGUUAUACCAUUUGGACUAUUCCUUUAUACCAGAGCAUAUUUCCUCUCAUAAAAUGCAAUAGUUUUCUAAGUAAGGUUUUCCAAAAGUGUUGACAGUUCUUCCAAUAUUGUCUUCUUUCUGUGUCCUAUUGCACUUGUAUUUUAAUGUCUUAAAUAGACCAUCUGUCAAUAAAUUCAGUAAAGCUAUUGUCACCUGGAAGAUAAAACUUUUAACAUUCUGUGUAGCAUAAAACAGGAAAAAGUUGUUAUUCUUUUGAUAGUUUGUGAAUGUGUAUAUUGUUAAAAACAUAUUCUGCACUGAACUUUGAUAUGAGAACUAUGUGACAAACUGCCAUUGCCAAAAGGGUUGGUCCUGUGUCAUUACAUGCUAAUGUAUUUACAUUAGCUAUUUACAAAAUCUUUAUCUAUAAUGACUUGCACAUAUAUAUUUAUAUGAUUCUAAUGCUAACAACAGAUCAACGUAAUCUCCAUCAUUAAAGGAGAAAAUAUUGAUUUUCUAUAUUCAGGUUCAGUAAAAACUGUACUGUGCACUUUCAGGUCUAAUGUUUACUGUGCAUUUUAAGUGUGAAUUAUGAAUUUGUUAACUUACAGUCUAGCACUGAGCUGUGACAGUUCAAAGUGAACAUUUUUAUGCAGAUGAAAAUUGCAGUAUUAAAUACAUCCAUAAUAUGAUUAAAAUUUGUUAAUUAUCUUGUUUCUCAUUGGGCUGUAUUGAUAUCAGAACAUUUUUAUUUUUAGUGUGUGGUUUAUAAUCCAGAUCUUAGGGUUUCUAUUGCCCUAUAUUCUAAUUUAUUUCAUUUAGUAUAAAAAGAAGUCUUUCCAUGAGACUUUUGCUUAUUCAAAGCAAUGAGGUCAGAAAUGUUUAGUGUUGAGAAUGCCUGUAAAGUGGUGCUAAGAAACAGAAAAUCAGAGUAAGAACAUAAGUGUCCUGCAUACAUGGCCUAUAGAGCCUGAUUCAGAAAAGGAGAGCUGAACAACCUUUGAAAACAUGUAUUGUUCAUGCAUUUGCAUCAUUAAGAUGUUCAAUGAACUGUAGGUUUGGGGUUUUUUCAGAUGUACUGCAUCUUGGCUUUGUCAGUGGCUUUUUUUUUUUUUUGCUUAGAUUUGUAUAACGUGAAAAUGAAGGGUAUAUGAAGAGGUUAUAAAGUUGUAGCUUUGUGUUGUACACUAGAUCAAAGUCACAUAAUGCAAUUAAUAUUUGCUAAAUACUUAGAUUAAAUUGCCUUUUGUUUAUAUAUAUGUGGAAUGUUUGUAAGGUUUUUUUGAUUAUUUGUUUUUUUUCAAUGCAGGAUUUGGCUUUUUCUUUAAAACAACCACAAGUAAUAUUGUUAUAUGUUAUUACUGCUUAUUUGUGUUUUGGCAUUUUACUGUAUUUGGUUAGGUUGCAAGUUAGUGGUGUGUCCUUCUGGGGCAGUAGGUACAAAUUGUGAACAAAGGUGGAAGAGGUCUUGUCUCCUGAAACCACUUAUCCUGAAAUAACCAAGCCAAAGAGUCUACCUCUAUGCAGAUGCAACAAAAUGUUUUGAGUGAAUGAUGAAAAUCCUUAGGUUGCAUUCCCUGACCUUAUAGUGCUAUUAUCAACAGUGAUGAAAUUUUGUAUAUCUUGUCAUUGCUUGAUGUUUUAAGUUUGUGGGGUUUUUAUUAAAAAAAAAAAAAAAAAACAAAAAAAACCAGCCUUCAGUUUGGGAGUGUCUCAGACUUUCUUAUACCCAAACCAAGACUACACAUUUCAAAGUCACUUGAAUAUGUGAAACCAGUGGGGUUUAUAUGCUAUUGGGAAGUAAGCUUGUUUCUGCAGUUCAUCCUAGGCUUUGAUUGCACAAGGUUUCUUCUAGAAAAACAGUAAAACCAAAAUCUCUUAGGAACAAAUGCAGCUUAUAUUACCAAAUAUAUUUUGCACAGGAUAGAUUAUGUUGUAGUUCCUAAGUUUUAAGUUGUCUGGAUACCAUUCCUGCUAGUGGUGACACUUGCAGUUUCUAGCUACAAUUGCAAAGGAGUCAUUUUGCUUGCCAUGUUGCCUAUGUGCACUCCCUAACCAAAACAAACUUUACCUUCAGAAUUACUUUUUCUGCAUGAACUUAUAUAUUAAGGAUUUUCUAGUACCAGCUGUAUUGAUCAUUUUCAAAUUUAUGCUUGCAAAACUUAAAUGUAAACCAGCUGAACAGAAAUCCACACUGCUUAUAAAAUAUGCAGCUGUACUCUAAAAAAAGUGACUCUUAAAAAGUACAAAAGUUUAAAUGUAAGCAUUUUGUGAUUGUGAGGCUUUCUCAUCUGCAGAGUGGUAGUACAACCACAAGUAACUUAAUUUUUAAAAAUAAAAACAGUUGUCUCUAAAGCUUUCCUUAGUCAUCCAGAAUUCCAGUUCUAUGACUGUAGAAGAGAAUCCAAAAGCAAACAUUUGCCAAACAAGUUAUUAAAUGAAUACAUUAUUUAAAUGCCAAACAGCAUAAAGAAAUGUAACUGAGGGUUGUUAAAGGAACUUGUCAUGUGUGGGCUCACCAAUUGACAAUUUUUAUUUCAGGCUCCAUAAGCUAGAUGCCAGCAAGGUUUACAAUCCUUUUAUAAGGACUAUUUUAGGAUAAAGUUCUCCUUAGCUCUUACUCAAAGAUAGCCUGAAUUAAAUUAAUAUUCAGUCGAUCUGUUUCCUACAAUAUGUGGUUUUAAGAAAUGCAAGUAGGGUCAUAAACCAAAAAGUUCAGAAACUAUUGCUCCAGGAUUUUGUAAUACUUUGUAAUUAUAACUUAUUUCACAUAUUCACUCUUUCUUGACGUAAUAGCAAGAAUUUUGGACAUUUGCAGAAUCAACUCUAAGCAUAAACCCUUCUAUGUUUUUCAUAUGAAGUCUUUAAUAUGUACUUAACUGUGAGCUACCUUCUUGCAUUGAAAAUACACUCACUGGCAAUAUAUGCACUAAUUUCUCUUAAUUUGCAAUUGCAUACACUUUUUUCCCAAAGUUUUCCUUUUUUUUUUUUUUUGUAUAGUCAUCCUUUCCAAAACUUCCUCUCUCAACUAAUAUUCCUAAUAUCCUGUUCCACAGUUGGCUAGCAACUAGUCAAGAAUAAGACAUAACUGAUACAUGUCUUUGUCAAUAAUAUUUCUCACUUCUUUUUUUUAUUUCCACUUUAUUCCAAGUUCAGAUUCAAACCAGGAGAAAUAAUACCUCUCAUCUACAAGAUGAUGGGGAAGAGUUAAACACCAAGAAUCUUCCUUGAUGUUUAUCAGUUAAAAAUGACUUAACUGUGAUAACAGCAAGUUUGGUGAGGCUAGUAAUGUGUAAUUGUUGGGUACGUCUCUUGUAAUCUGGAGUUGCUUUUGUCUGUUUAUUUUUAAAUCAAAAUUCAAGCUCUAACAUGUAUGAAUUUGAAAGGUUGAAUGAUUCGUGAUACAGAAUGAUGGCAAAGAGUAUUUGGUAAAAGAAAGGGUACCUUUAAACCUUCCCAUCCUGCCCCCCCCAGCCACUAAAAAUGGGAUCGGACAGAGUCACUGUGAAAUUUGACCCAGAAUGUAGUUGAGAGGUAAUUCAGUGCUACUGUCCUCUCUUUGGCUUCAGUUGAUGAAACACUGACAUUUGAAAUUGUUCAUUUCUCAGCUUUAGCUUCUCUUAAUACUCUUUAAGGGAACCAGUAUCAUAAUGACUGAAUAAAAACACUUAGCUUUUUUCCCUACUGACUUGAUGGAGCUAACUAAAUAAGAGGGAACUAAGAGGAUCCUGUAGAAGACAAACACUUUAGCACUAUUACCUCCCCUUGUACUUUAUUCUUGGAAUCAGCCAGUAGGUUGUGGGGAAAAAAAAAGUAAUUUACUCUAUUGUAAAAGGCCAGAGAGAAUGUGCAUGACUGACUAAAUGUUUCGAUAAAGUUGUACAAGGAAAUAUUAAAAUGUUUUAAAGCUUCA